AUGUUGGAGAAUUGGCGGAGAGUUGGAGGCUACGCUUGGGGAGCAGCUCUUUUAGCCUACCUUUACCGUGAGAUGGUGGCUGCCUUACUGGGAGAGAGGCGAGCAGUAGUUCCACUGAUCUGCUUUUCAGUAGUGAUGUGGCACCAUCCAGAUCGCGUACCCCGACAGUUUGGCAUGAUGCAGAAUGAGCCUCAUCAUCAAGCUCUUGAGGCUGAGAUU
Linum tenue is the source of this 219-nucleotide messenger RNA. The record is from the annotation of a GenBank genome assembly. Lineage: Eukaryota; Viridiplantae; Streptophyta; Magnoliopsida; Malpighiales; Linaceae.